Molecule: messenger RNA, 2024 nt
Organism: Cornus florida
Lineage: Eukaryota; Viridiplantae; Streptophyta; Magnoliopsida; Cornales; Cornaceae
Product: WAT1-related protein At1g43650-like
Exons: 6
Coding region: 754-1836 (360 amino acids)
Cellular component (GO): plasma membrane
Molecular function (GO): transmembrane transporter activity
Source: RefSeq, a predicted model, not a curated record
GCCACCAGGAUUGGACCAACCUCACUCCUCCAUCCGGUAUAUUCUAAAGUGAAAAACAAGAAAAUAAUAAACAGAAUCUUAGACAGCAAAAAUAAAAAUUUUGACAUCAAAAUGUAAAAUUCAUAUAUAAGAAUCAUUUGAAAUUUUUUGCACAUGAUCUACCCAUCAGUUAAAAGCAAAUACACCCACAUAAUCUCUUUUCAUAGAAAAAAUUUCCCAGUAGAGACUAUUUGCUGGUUUUUUUUUAAUUUUUUUUUUCCCUAGCAUAUUUCAUUAGACCAAAAACAACCGACAAGAAGGGAAUAUCAUUCCCCAAGUACAGAACAGCUUUGGAAGAACCACUUCCAAAAAACUGCAAGCAACAAUAACCUCCACCCCAAAAAAAAAAAAAAAAAAAAAAAAAAAAAAAAAAAAAAAUGAAAAAACCUCCACCAAACAAAAAGGAACAAGAUCCCAGCAAACUAGAAACAUUACCUUGCUACAAUAACAACAUUAAUGGCUCAAUCUCUUAUUCUUCCACCAAACAUGACUAUUUGCUGGUAUUUCCCUAUAGUGCUUUGGUCUUGUACCAAAAGUUGAUAUACCUAGACUCGUCAUUUCCAUUUACACUACUUCAACCUCUACAGAAGACCAAAAAAAAUAUAAAUAAAUAUAAAUAAAUAAAAAGAUGCCAAAACUGAAUGAGAGAGAAGUUAAUUUAUAAUACUAGUGUCAAGACAUAAACCUGAGUUUCUGACUAAAGAAGCCUGCACAAUGAAUUGUUACAGAACACUGAAGUUAACAGUGACCAAGUAUGGAGCCUUUUUGGGUCUGGUUUUCAUACAGACAUCUUAUGCUGGAAUGAUUUUGAUAUCUAAAGACGCGCUCAAUGAUGGGAUGAACCCUUUGGUGUUUGUUGCUUACAGACAAGCAAUUGCUUCAUUUAUAUUGGCACCCUUUGCUUUUGCAUUUGAAAGGAAGCAGUGUGCCUCUUUGACAUUCCCCAUCUUCUGCAAGAUUUUCCUUCUUGCUUUAUGUGGGCCAACAGCAAGCUUGGAUUUUUACUUCACCGGCCUCCGUUUCAGCUCAGCAACAGUUGCCAGUGCAAUUUUCAAUACUACUCCAAUUAUCACUUUUAUCAUAUCUAUCUUCUUGAGGAUGGAGCCCGUUGGUUGGAGCUCAAUCUAUGGUGGAUUAAAGAUCUCUGGAGUAGUCAUAGCUGUUGGAGGAGCCAUGGUGAUUAGCUUUUAUCAAGGUCCUCUACUGACACACCCUAACUGGCAUGGUCAUAAAGAAAGAAGUACGAGAACAUUUUCCAAUAACAAACUUACCAGCAGCACUAUGAACUUGAUUGAGGGUCCUAUUCUCAUCAUUCUUGCUGCUAUCGCUUGGUCAUUAUGGCUCAUCAUGCAGUCCAAGGUGCUCAAAGUUUAUCCAGCCCAACUAAGAUUGUCCACUCUGCAGUGUAUUUUGAGUUCCGCGCAGUCCACUGUGGCAGCAGCAGCCUUUGCAAGGAAUUUAAACUCAUGGAGGAUGGGGUGGAACAUUCAACUUGCUUCCCUUGCAUAUAGUGGUGUGCUUGUAACAGGGGUCACCUAUUGGCUGCAAAUUUGGUGCAUAGAGAAGAAAGGACCAUUCUAUGUAGCCAUGUUUACACCAUUGCAGUUGGUUAUCACGGCUGCCUUCUCAGUCAUCGUAUGGUCUGAGCCUUUCUACUUUGGAAGUUUAUUAGGUGGAAUUCUAAUUGUUGGAGGCCUUUACUGUGUCCUGUGGGGAAAGAGAAGGGAAGGCAAGCAACUGAUGCUCAAAAGUGAACCACCUGAAGUGAAGGCCCAUGAUGUUGAAAGAAGAUGCUAAUUGAUUCUUGCUUGUGUGUGAGUGAAAGUGUGUGCAGACAUGCUCUUUCACAUGCGGGGGAAACUGUUAUUCAUGUUUGAAACUCUCUGCCAUUUAAGUUCAAUUAGAAUAAAGGUUUUCCUUGUAUUUCAAAAUAUGUGACAUUUUAUUUGUAAUCCUAUAUAUUUCAGCCCUGUUGUUUAUUGUUC